UCCAUCCCUUAACUUACCGCCCUGAGAGUUCAGCCUGAUUGUGUAUAUAAAUAUGGCUACCGGUGUUUUGGCAGAGAUUGAGGAAGUACGCAGUUACAAGCCAGUCUUCAACAGAAGUAGUCACGCACACACACACACAACGAGCCAGUGAAUGUCACGCUGCACUAGCGGGUCGCAUACCUCAUCUUGGUUUGGGUGACAUUGGGGUAUUUACUUAAUCAGAAUGGCUGUACAUCUAUUUCUUGGAGCCUUUAUUACCGUCUUAGCAGUUGUCCCCCUUGUCUCUGGACAGGCGAGAUGUGACCUUGCCAAGGCCAGUGAAUGUAUAGAAGAACUGGAGUCCAUCUUGAAUGACACGAAGGACGAAGGAAGGACGGUUCAAGACAAGAUUCGAAUGUGCACAUUGACGUUGCGUAACAAUAACAUCAGUACUUGUUACACGAUGAACACAGCCAUGUGCCCUGACAAUCCCGACACUCAACGUCAAGCAAGUCGGUGGAGUUCUAUCACAGACGAGAUCGAUCUAUUCUGUGAUAAUGACUGCCAGGAUUACAAGGAGAUAAAAGCAUGCAAGGAGAAGGUCAAUAUGGACGCCAUAGACCAGGGAACCCCGUCCAUCUUUUGUAGGACGUAUGGCGAGAGUAAGCAGUGUUUGGCCGACAACAUUGACGGCGACAGCUGCGGGUACAAGGAAGACAUCUACGACGCUCUGUAUGACGGGUCGUACUUCAGAAACUACUACCAGAACGUCUGUCUAACUGAUUGUCCUAACCUCGACGAGACAGUGAACAUUCUGAAAAACUGCUAUACUUUCUUAGAAAAUUAUGACGUAUCCAACGUCUGCCCGGCUCAUCGCAACUUCAGCAAGUGUUUAAACAGCUACCCCGCCAAGCCGUGUGAUCAGUUCCACACCCUCAUCCCCCUCAUCCUCUACCGGUACGACUACCUGAAGAACCACAGGCUUUGUCAGGACGAUGCCUGUCAACGAGCUCGCACCUGCCAAUCACAUGUCCAGAGACAGUAUGACACCACCCUCGGUAGCUAUGUUGACCGAUCAAGUACUCUGUAUCUGGACGAUUUAUGUUUGGUUGUAAUUAGUGGCAACAAUCACACGGAGUGUUACGAUGAACACAUUGACGAAUGUACAACAGUACCGUCACAUCCCCUCAGACAGCAGUGGGGUGAAGUGUUCAGGGACAUACACAACUUGUGCAAUAAAGAUUGCGGGGGUGUCAUGAACACCAUCCCAAGGUGCCACAACGCCGUCCUCUACGAGAGCUUCUACAGCAACCGCUGGUCCCAGUUCUGUCAGUCACAUACCAAUGCCACAACCUGUGUGACAAAUUUAAAUUGUCCGCUGGGAACUGCCAUGUUUAGCAAGUUGCUGAAAUCAGAAGUGGAGGACUUUGUUGCUAAUGUUUGCGUUAAUGAAUGCAGCAACCUUGAGGAGACUUUGUUCUCCGUGGAGAGAUGCGUUCCUUUCUUGACUAAAACAGUAACCUCGGCCAAUGACUGCAGUAAUUAUCAUGACUUCACGAGCUGCAUGCUGAGGGCUACAGUCCGCCCCUGCAAAGAAGUAGACGACAUUCUGAACUUCCUGUCACCAAACUUCACAUCACGAAAAGACAGAUGCACAACAACUCCAACAACAACAACUACCACUACUACUACAACAACAACCCCAACCACAACCAGUACUUCUACUACAACAACAACCCCAACCACAACCAGUACUUCUACGACGACCAUAACCACUACACCGUCCACUACCACGACUGAACUGACUACAACUAUUCAAUCCACGCAAGAAACGGUCCCAACUAGUACAACAUCAACAAGAACAAGAACAACAACGACCACAACAACAACAACGACCACGACGACCUCACCCGACACAACAAUGAAAACAACCAUAGACGUUCCUGAUACUUCGGCCUGUGUAACUCUAAAUCUCAUGAAAGCUAUUAAUGCUUCUUCACAAAAACACAACUUAACAUCGCCUGAAGAUAAUACCAGCCUGUGUGUGGAGCUUGUCGGCCUGGCCUUCUGCCUCACCUCCAGGUGCCCCACCCUCGUGGAACUGUCCCGCUGUCUGCUGUCCCUACCCCCCAGCGUCAAGCGCUACGUGGACCGGACCUUUCCCCACUGCCGGCCACACAUACAGAAGGUGCACGAGGAGAUGGUGGAUUACAGAGCGCUGUCCAGCAACACCCAGAGACGAUACUUUAACAUUACCUGUACACGAGCAUCCGGGGCAUCAACUCUGCAGACGACAGCUUCUCUGCUCCUCGUAACGCUGAUGACGUCAUUCCAGAUAAUGGGUAGGCUGUAGGACUUGGAUCUUGGAAACCAUGGAUACUCAGGGAACGCCUCCUCUGCAGUAAUCAGCCGCCAUUUCUGGUCAACAGCCUCCAUUCACAUCAUGGAUGAUUCAAAAGACUCUGAAACCUUUUUAUUAAAUAUAAUUUUAUUUGGAUCAAUAUGAUUAUUUUAAAAUGAUCCAUUGUAGUUUUCACUUAUAUACUGAUGGAAGGAAAUAAGAGGAGGCAGGCAGUUGCAUCCUGGCACGAGUACGGACGCAACUCUGCAAAGCGAAUCGCAGAGUUGCGUCCCUUAUUAAUAUCUGCCUAUUUCACCAUGCAGUCAGGCAGAUAUGGAGGGUUCUGUAGUUUUCAGUUAUUUGUCAACUAUAUAUUCAGAGAAAGGCCUAUCGUACAACCAAUAGGGUGCUUCAAGAAUAGUCAGACAUAGCCAUUUUUCUUCAUUUUAUAAGGUUUCGACCGACCAUUUGAUGGGUUUUUUUUAUGGUGGAGGUGGGUAUCUUGGAUUAGUUUUAACAAAAUAAU
Molecule: messenger RNA, 2846 nt
Organism: Haliotis rufescens (red abalone)
Lineage: Eukaryota; Metazoa; Mollusca; Gastropoda; Lepetellida; Haliotidae
Exons: 15
Coding region: 224-2332 (702 amino acids)
Source: RefSeq, a predicted model, not a curated record